CCAGGGCAGCUGUGGACUCGCCCGCCUCCCCCUGGCUCCGUUGGCGCCGGCCCGCAUCGGUGGGCUCGACUGGCUGCCCAGCUGGCACUGACGUCCCCUCGGAGCCCGGUGGCAGCCGAGGUAAACAGCCACGUGCAAUCCUCCACUCUAUAUUUAACAGCUGCUGCGGAGAAGGCAGGGAGGCAGGGAGUGGUGGUGGCUCCCGGGGCAGCUCCUGUCUUCGGGGACAAGGCCUCGCAGCCGGGCUGGCACCAGCCCUCGCCGUGUGAGCGUCACCAUGCCAGCCUCCCAGAGCCGCGCCCGGGCCCGGGACCGCAGCAAUGUCCUCAACCGGGCUGAGUUCCUGUCCCUGAGCCAGCCCCCCAAGGGGGCCCCGGAGCCCCGCAGCUCAGGCAGGAAGGCCCCGGGCCCCUCGGCGCAGCCCCCGCCCCCUGGCGAUGGGGCCCGCGAGCGGCGCCAGUCACAGCAGCUGCCCGAGGAGGACUGCAUGCAGCUGAACCCCUCCUUCAAGGGCAUCGCCUUCAACUCCCUGCUGGCCAUUGACAUCUGCAUGUCCAAGCGGCUGGGGGUGUGUGCCGGCCGCGCCGCGUCCUGGGCCAGCGCCCGCUCCAUGGUCAAGCUCAUUGGCAUCACGGGCCACGGCAUCCCCUGGAUCGGGGGUACCAUCCUCUGCCUGGUGAAGAGCAGCACGCUGGCCGGCCAGGAGGUGCUCAUGAACCUGCUCCUAGCUCUGCUCCUGGACAUCAUGACGGUGGCCGGCGUCCAGAAGCUCAUCAAGAGGCGCGGCCCAUUCGAGACGAGCCCCAGCCUCCUGGACUACCUCACCAUGGACAUCUACGCCUUCCCUGCCGGGCACGCCAGCCGCGCGGCCAUGGUGUCCAAGUUCUUCCUCAGCCACCUGGUGCUGGCAGUGCCCCUGCGCGUCCUGCUGGUGCUCUGGGCCUUCUGCGUGGGCCUGUCGCGCGUAAUGAUCGGCCGCCACCACAUCACGGAUGUCAUCUCGGGCUUCAUCAUCGGCUACUUCCAGUUCCGCCUGGUGGAGCUGGUCUGGAUGUCCUCCAACACCUGCCAGAUGCUCAUCUCUGCCUGGUGAGCCACCUGGCCGUGGCUCAGGACCCGGGGUGGCCCGAGAGAGGGGACAGGAGCAGCAGGGCCGGCGGUGGGGGGGGGGGGGACAGCGGCAAACCCGCAGCCUCAUCUCCCCCACCUUGGUUGGAGGCUGGCGACCUCGGCCAGGCCGCCCCGAGGGCCGGUGUGGCUGGUAAUGCCCGGUGUCCCCGCUCCUGCGCUGAGACUGCGAGUGUCCUCUCGAGGCAGGCCGGGCACCCGUGGGACAGCCGUGCUUUGCUUCUGCCCUGGAGGAGGAAGGCGAGAACCAAGGUGGCAGGAGCAGGGCCAAGUCUUGUCCUGUCCCUUUGUCAUCGUGACUGCUGAGUGCUUGGCCAUGCCCCCCAUGCCACAGCGCGAUGCCUGGCAAGACACCCCCAGCCAGCGCCCAACCCAGGUGCCACUGCCGUUAACGGUCAUCGAUAGCUUAGGGCAGCCCUUUCCCAAGGGUGCCAUGCCGGACGCCGGCCUACAAGACGCUUCUGGAAGAAAAAGGGUUUUGUGGUCAAAUAACCUUGGGGAAUGCUGCGUACUCUGCCCCCAUGCUGGCCGUUCACAAGGGCCGUUGUUGUCAUAAAGGCUCUGACAAGUCCUGUAGAAACGCUUCCUGUCAGACCCGGUUUAACUCCAUGUUUCCUCAACUUAUUUGGCCAUAGACCCCUUUUCUCGAGGAACAGCUGCAGACCCCCAAAGAUCCGCCGCCUCUUCAAGCACGUUUUGGGAGAUGCUGCCCGGGAGCCGGAGGGCCUGAGCGAGAGUGGGCCUCUUCCAGCGCCCGGGGAGGCCCGGUGUCGCGUGCCGCCUGCGGAGAGCCCCCGGCCACGGGCAUCGGUGCCGCUUUGGCCCCCAGGGGCCGGACUCCGUGUGACCUGAUAGGUCAUUUCCAAGUACCCGUUAUGGAUGUGCGUUUCAUGUGACAAUACAGAUGACAUGCAGCGGACCCUCUCCCGCGUGCUCUCUCUCAUGUGAUGCACGUUUCCGGGCAGGACAGUCUCUGUUGACAACCAGGGUGGGAUUUCUUCAGCCCCAGACGGGCCAAGGUGUCAAGUGGUCAGGGGGCAAGGGGCUCCUAGACUUUUCCAGGCUGGUGGGUCGUUCUCCCUGAGGUCACUGUCUGGGGGUCCAGGGCCUGGGUCAUGAACAGCUCGGGAUGCCCCUAAGGUGCCACCGUCGGGGUCUCCCCUGGGGGCCCGGACCCUCUCUCGCUCCAGCCUCAGGUCUCCCUGGCUCCUUGCCCCCAAGCCAGUGGACAAGCCAUCAGGCCAACACAGGCGAGCCCGAGGAGAGCCAUGACGAGGGGCACCAGGGGAGCUCGGGCCGGGGGCCGGCCAGGAAGGAGGGGAAGAGUGUUCCAGGCGGGGGAGGAGGGAGCAAAGAGGCCGUGCCUGUCACAGAUGAGAGGGAGCCCCACACGGCUGCGCCCAGAGGGCAGGGUAGGGGGGAGACGCGUCAGGCUGGGGCCGGGGCUCGGGGUUCCAGGAGCGAGCGCUUAGUGUGUGAGGGCUCGACACCUUAUGUCAGGCCUCUGACGUGGGGCCACUGACGUGCCCAUGGUGCGGAGGAGAAAAAGAGGCCCAGAGAGGGGAGGUGACUUGCCCAAGGUUGCAGGGGGCAGUAUGUUGCAGCCCACCGCCCACGUCCCCGCCACUCGGCUCAGCGUCCAGGGCUAUCGUAGAGAAGUGCCACAAGCCAGCGGCCUAAAGCCCCUGCGAGACUUAUUGUCUCACAGAUCUGGAGGUAGAGGCUCAAAAUCAAGGGGUCCCCGAGGCCAUCCUGCCUCUGCGACUCUGAGGAGAGCCCUGCCUUGCCCGUCCGGCUUCUGCUGGUGCCCGGGGUCCUGGGGGUAUGCUGGCCACGGCCCCACAGUUUUCCGUCCCUGCUCAGCCCCGGCAGGACCUUCUCCCCGCAUCCGUGCCUCCUCCGCUCUGAGGACAGCGGUCACGGGAGAUCAGGGCCCACCUCCUCCAGUGUGACUUCGUUUUAACCGACAUCUUCAUCACAUCUGCAGAGACCCUAUUUCCAAAUAAGGUCAUGGUCAUAGGUACCGGGAGUUAGGACUUCAACGUAUCUUUUGGGGGAGGCCACAAUUCGACCCAUAACACCUAUGACCCUUUGGGGGAGGAACCCACCUUUGUCUCUCAGCCAGGCCAUGGGGACAGGGCAAGGAUAGGGCACAUUGCCAUGGGCAGAGGGGCCCAGCUGCCAAUGAUGGAGGGGGGUUGGGUCUCCGGACCCAGACUGUUCCACCGGCCUAGCCCUCGGGGCUGACCACCCACCCCUCCUGCUGCAGGGGACCCAAAUCCUCACCACAUCCUCAAUGGUUGUGGGCACCCCCCACAGCCAGGCCGGGGCAUGGCCCCUGCGGACAGGACCCUCCCCCCCCCACCCGCCCACUCUCCCAAGACCCCGGGGCUGCUCUCUUGAGCCCCCAGGGUUCCCUGCCCUGCUGGGGGUGCAGGACAUCUGCGCCUUGUCUUUCCCCUAAAGGGGCUCUGGGGCACCAAACUGGCCAGGCCACCACGAUGAAAAGCCCCAACUUCCAAUCUGGAGCAUUGGCUGCUUCUGGAGUCUUUUUAAAAUACAUUCUGCAUGUUUCCCCAGAUGCUCUCGGGUGAUGAGUUUCUGAUAUGCUGAGCAGAAGGGGUGAGGGUGUCUUCCUUCCCCAACUCACCCCCACCCUGGAAAUCUGUCAUCCACAGUGGGUCCUCCUCCAGCUUUGGGCUGGGGAACGGGCGGCUGCCCUCUGGGGCCCAUCUACGGGGGCUGGGGGGUGGUCUCUGGAGUCUGUAGGAUGAGGAGGGGUUUCUGAAGAACGGAGGGCUCUCAGCAGCCCCCCUAAGGGUUAGAGGGGGCUGGUGGGAUCCCAAGUGCCUGAUAAAUGGUUAAGAGGAAAGGUCCCUGGGAAGCUUUGUCUGGGAGGCACAUCCUGUGGGGUGUCGGUCACGCUGGGAGCUAGAGACCCAGGCUCAGGCCAAUGUCAGCACUUCCGGGCAGGGGUGACAUCCCCUCUCGGAGCCUCCAUGUACUGCUCGGUCAGAUAGGGGUGACAGUGGUCCCCGGGAGGUCCUGUGUGACUCAGGGGUGCCCUCCAUGUGGGAGCCUGGCAGGUCUGUGCUCAAGGAUGCCACCCAGGCCUCAUGGAUGGAUUCCUCCGAGGGAGCCCGCAAGAGCAUAGCAGGGA
Molecule: messenger RNA, 4288 nt
Organism: Zalophus californianus (California sea lion)
Lineage: Eukaryota; Metazoa; Chordata; Mammalia; Carnivora; Otariidae
Gene: PLPP7
Product: phospholipid phosphatase 7 (inactive)
Exons: 2
Coding region: 278-1093 (271 amino acids)
Cellular component (GO): nuclear envelope
Molecular function (GO): sphingosine-1-phosphate phosphatase activity
Source: RefSeq, a predicted model, not a curated record